GAUGGCUAUUGCUUUAAGCUCCGUCGGCGCUGGCGCCGUGCGGCGCUGCGAGGAUUCCCACUGCGGCGCGCAUGGAAUUCGAUCGAGAAAUGGAGCGCGGGUGAGCUGUGCGGUUGGCAAGGUCAGAUUUCUUGCCCUAGGUGCUGCGUCGAUCGAUCAGCUUGAAGGUGGGAAUUCAAGUGCCAAAGCUGAUGGAGGAUUGGGGACGAAGGAGCUGCUAGCUUGUCCGAUUUGUUUCGAUGCGUUGCUGCGCAAGGGUCCGCCAGGAAUCAAUCAGUUCGCGAUAGCAAAGUCUGGAUUUCAAUGCUCUACGUGCAAGCGAUCGUUUUCGUCUAGAAAUGAGUAUCUGGAUUUAACUGUCACGUCUGGUGCCAAGGACUAUGUGGAAGUUCCUCCGACUGGCACUGAGCUUUUCAGAAAUCCUCUGGUUUCUUUGAUUUAUGAGCGGGGCUGGCGACAAAACUUCGAAAGGAGUGGGUUCCCUGGUCCAGAUGAAGAGCUUAAAAUGGCCUUGGAGUAUCUUCGACCAGCCUUUGGAGGUGUCAUAGUUGAUGUGAGCUGUGGGAGUGGUCUUUUCACUCGACGAUUGGCAAAAUGUGGCUCGUUUGCAGCGGUAAUCGCAUUAGACUUCUCCGAGAGCAUGCUACGGCAAUGCGCUGAGUUCGUCAAACAGGACAAAUCUCUGAGAACAGCAGAUAUCGCCUUGGUUCGAGCGGAUGUUAUUCGUCUUCCUUUUGCGUCUGGAACCGUUUCUGCUAUUCAUGCUGGUGCUGCAUUGCAUUGUUGGCCGUCUCCUUCAUCUGCAGUGGCGGAGAUAUGUCGAGUUCUGAAACCGGGCGGAGUUUUUGUAGCGACAACGUUCUUGUCGAACUCAAUCUUUCCUUUCCUACCUCAACGGAGAUCAUCGAGUUUGAGAUACUGGACCGAAAAAGAACUCGAAGAACUGUGCAAGCUGUGUGGACUAGUCGACUACCAGAAGAAGAUCAAAGGAAACUUUAUUAUGCUCACAGCUCGAAAACAAUAAAGUUAUUUGGUAAGGCUCGCU
This is a messenger RNA of Selaginella moellendorffii, 1045 nucleotides long. RefSeq lists its product as uncharacterized. NCBI's taxonomy places the organism in Eukaryota, Viridiplantae, Streptophyta, Lycopodiopsida, Selaginellales, Selaginellaceae. Gene Ontology annotation, molecular function: S-adenosylmethionine-dependent methyltransferase activity. The record is from RefSeq and is a predicted model, not a curated record. The transcript is spliced from 7 exons. The coding region runs from base 2 to 1024 and encodes 340 amino acids.